This is a messenger RNA of Impatiens glandulifera, 1749 nucleotides long. Its product is annotated as hexokinase-2, chloroplastic. Gene Ontology annotation, biological process: glucose 6-phosphate metabolic process; glycolytic process; intracellular glucose homeostasis. The transcript has 9 exons. Gene Ontology annotation, molecular function: mannokinase activity; fructokinase activity; glucokinase activity. The coding region runs from base 97 to 1590 and encodes 497 amino acids. Gene Ontology annotation, cellular component: cytosol; mitochondrion. The record is from RefSeq and is a predicted model, not a curated record. NCBI's taxonomy places the organism in Eukaryota, Viridiplantae, Streptophyta, Magnoliopsida, Ericales, Balsaminaceae.
CCCCUUUUCUCUCUCUCUCUCUCCACCCUGUUUGUUGGUUGCUUUCUCUCUGAUCUUACCGCCAGCCAACAGCCAAGUGCCAACCCAUUAAUAAUAAUGUCGGUAACUCCGGCGACGCCGCCCUUCCGAUCUCUCCGGUUCUCACGAUCACCGGCUUCUUCCUCGCCGAGGUUUCACAUGAGGUCGAACGUGAUCCCCCCUUUAGGACCAAUGCUGACCAAGCUCAAGACUGAGUGCGCCACUCCACUCCCUCUUUUACGCCACGUCACCAGUUCCAUGGCAGCUGAUAUGCGUGCCGGCCUUGCCGUCGACGGCGGAAGCGAUCUCAAAAUGAUUCUAAGCUAUGUCGACAAUCUUCCAACUGGAAAUGAGAAAGGGUUAUAUUAUGCUCUGGAUCUUGGUGGUACAAAUUUCCGUGUUCUUCGAGUACAGUUAGGAGGGAAGGAGGAGAGAGUGGUGGCCACUGAAUUUCAGCAAGUUCCGAUCCCACAGGAACUCAUGUCCUCUACCUCUGAGGAGCUUUUCGAUUUCAUUGCUUCUUCACUGGCUAAUUUCUCUGAAACUGAGGGCGAUAAGUUUGAGUUACCAAAUGGGACUAAAAGGGAGAUGGGUUUCACUUUUUCUUUCCCGGUGAAGCAAACCUCCAUUGAUUCCGGCAUACUCAUCAAGUGGACAAAAGGGUUUUCCGUCUCUGGAACAGCGGGAAGAGACGUGGUGGCAUGCCUGAAUGAAGCUAUGGAAAGGAAAGGGUUCGAUAUGCGGGUUUCAGCCCUGGUGAAUGACACGGUUGCGACACUGGCCGGAGCAAAAUAUUGGGAUAAGGAUGUAAUGGUGGCUGUAAUCCUAGGAACAGGGACCAAUGCUUGUUAUGUAGAACGCGUCGAUGCUAUUCCUAAGAUCAACAACAACAACAACAAUCAAACUCACUCGGGCAUGACGAUUGUCAAUACAGAGUGGGGAGCAUUCUCCAAUGGCCUUCCGUUGACGGAGUUUGAUCGGGACAUGGACGCUCAGAGUAUAAACCCCGGCGAACAGAUAUUUGAGAAGACCAUCUCUGGCAUGUACCUCGGCGAGAUCAUCCGACGAGUGCUGCUCAAGAUGGCUCAACAUGAAGGCGCCGCCUUGUUCGGGAACUCCCCUCUCGAAAAAUUGUCCACACCUUUCUCUCUUAGGACCCCAGACGUAUGUUCAAUGCAACAGGACACUUCCCAAGAUCUCAAAUCCGUGGAGGCAAUCCUAUACGAUGUGGCAGGGGUGAGGUCUGAUUUGAGUGCGAGGAAAAUGGUGGUGGAGGUUUGCGACACGAUAGUGAAGAGGGGAGGAAGGCUGGCUGGGGCAGGGAUUGUUGGGAUACUUCAAAAGAUGGAGGAUUCGGGAGGUUUAUUCAUGGGAAAUAGGACGGUUGUGGCCAUGGAUGGAGGUUUAUACGAACAUUAUCCUCAGUAUAGAGACUAUCUUCAAGAAGCUGUCAAUGAGCUUUUAGGACCCGAUGUUUCUAGAAACAUUGUCAUCGAACAUUCUAAAGAUGGGUCGGGAAUCGGGGCUGCUCUGUUGGCUGCCACUAAUUCCAAGUACUCGCACCAUGCUUGAUUUUGAAUGAUCAGAUUCAGGACUAUAUUAUAAUUCUUUGGGAGAUUUUUAUAAUGUUGUUUCUUGUUUUCUGUUUUUGUUCUUCUUUAAAUUUAUUAGAGUUUGUAAAAUAUAAGCAGGGAAUAAAUCAUACAUUUAUAUUAUACAUGUUUUCAAGUA